Mytilus californianus (California mussel) is the source of this 3647-nucleotide messenger RNA. Its product is annotated as leucine-rich repeat and WD repeat-containing protein 1-like. Gene Ontology annotation, biological process: establishment of protein localization to chromatin; chromatin organization. NCBI's taxonomy places the organism in Eukaryota, Metazoa, Mollusca, Bivalvia, Mytilida, Mytilidae. Gene Ontology annotation, cellular component: nuclear origin of replication recognition complex. Bases 139 to 2283 code for a protein of 714 amino acids. The transcript is spliced from 18 exons. Gene Ontology annotation, molecular function: protein binding; chromatin binding. The record is from RefSeq and is a predicted model, not a curated record.
AUGAAUUUGGCGGGAACUUCUAUCCACAUGUGUUUGUUUACGUUGUUUGUUCUCGGACAGAUUUAUGACUGAUUAGACUGAAGACAGUUGAUUAACAAAGAAUAUUGAUAUCUAGGAUAACAGAAGAAUAUAUUAAGAAUGAAGAUAACAGAAGAUUUAGUGAAAAGUUUGUGUAAUAAAGCAUCUCUCAGAGCAGUCCAGAGUUUAAAUCUUUCAGACAAAGAGAUUAAUGGAAGCUUGGAUUGUACAGUACUAGAGCAGUUAGCAAACUUGUCAGUUUUAGACAUAUCACAAAACAGCAUUACAGAUAUCCCAGAAUCCUUCAGUUUGAACCGUUUAGAGACACUCGAUUGCAGCUUCAACAAUUUAAAAUCUUUACAAUUUAUACAGAACUUUAAGAAUUGUACACAACUUUACUUAGAUGGAAAUGAUGAUAUUCAGCUUACAGAUAAAGUAAAAGCUUUUAGGAUGAAUUCAUCAGUACAUUUUGUUGAUGAAAUACGUAGAUCUACUGUGGAAAACUUCAAGGAGAAAUUUGAAGUCAUGGUGAAGAGUAAAUGGGAAGUUUUGUUUGCUGCCAAAUAUGCAGAGGGAUUCAGUUGUGAUCAAUUUGAACACGUUCUUCAGGAGUUUUAUACAUCUUUGACCUCUGACCUUUUGUUUAAAAAUAUUACUGAAGAAACUGAAUGGGCAAUUCUUAAAGACAUUGCUUCAGAGAUUGUUGAGAAAGCCCAAGAUAAAUCACUUUUCAAUGAAUCAAAUAUGUCUAGAGGUACACCUCGAAGUGCUCGUCUAAAUCAUAAAUGGCUGAACAGAAAUGACUCAGGACCUUCAUCCCCGUCAACACCUGAGUCCUCGGGACAGAAAGAUUUGAUGAGGGUAAAGCCAUUAACUCCUAAAAGUGGGACAUGUACACCUGCUUCAAAACCAUCUUUAAAACGUGGUAGAGAUAGUACUCCAACUAGUUCACCUCAAGGUCAACCAGCAAAGAGGGCAAGGGACACAACUCCAUCAACACCAACCAGAAGACCAACAGUUUCCACAUCCAUAAAAAACACUGAUGAGCAGAAAACAGCAUGUUUGCCAUCUGUUGGUGAUUUUGAUCCAGCUUUCUUCAUCCGCUGUCACUCAACAAAUAAUGAUCCCAAUGACAAUCAGACAAAAGUUUGGAGAUGUGCUUUUAAACCAAGUAACAAAGAUAAAAGUAGCAGACUUUUAGCCACCUGUGGAGGUCAAAAUGUGUGCCUGAUAGAUUGUCAGACAGGUAUUGUGAUGAAGAGAUACAAGGACAGUAGUAAAGAGGAGGACUUUUAUGCCUUGGCUUGGUCAACAAUACCAUACAAGACCGGUAGUAAAGAAGGAAAAAUCAAUAUAUUGGCUGUGGCAGGAAACAAUGGUUAUAUAAAACUAAUUCAUCCUUCCCAAUUUGUGAUGUAUGCUACAAUGGAAGGUCACCAUGACUACGUCAGCUGUUUGUUGUUUCACCCAGAGGAGCCGACACAUCUGUUCAGUGGAUCGAAAGACAGAAAAAUUAUAUUAUGGGAUGUUGGUGUUCCAGAUUUCACAGAUUAUACAACAAAUAACAAGAAGUUGAUGGUUUUUAAUACAGCACAUACAGAUGCAUUGAAUUUGGUCUUUAGUACGAAGAGUCAGAUGCUGAUAGCUGGAUGUGAAAAGUCGUGUUAUGGAUGGAGAUUUAAUAACAAGAAAAGUAUAUCUAGGGAUCCUAACUUUGAAUUUCUGAUACCCAGUACAAUGUCUGAUGUUGAGUCAGGUGAUAGUGAUGAUGUAGAAGUAGUAGAUGGGCUAGCAUUGUUACCUAAUGAUUACAUCGCAGCCAAAUGUAAUGGUUCAGGUCACAUGGUAAUCUGGAAUCUCCAUGACAACCUACCUGUCAAGGUUAUUAAGGGAACAAGAACAGUAGAGGUCAAAGUAUCAGCAUUAUUACAGUAUACCAGAACAUCAGUAGACUAUAUCAACCUCAGUUCUACCUCAGGUAUGUUAACAGCUGGUGACGACAAGGGGUCAUUGUUUAUCUACCAGAUGGGAACAUUUACAAAAAAACACAAGUCCUCAUCAGAUCAAAUUUUAGGCUAUUCUUCGAAACUACUUUGGCCAGACUUAGAUGUUAGUUCAAGCAAGGGGAAAAUGGAGGAAUUACCUGAUUGUAAUGAUAUUGUGAUCAACAGUUGUUGUUCAAGUGAUGAUCAGACACUGAUAGCUUGUGGAACAGACAAUAAUCUUGUUUGCAUAUGGAAAAAGAAUCCUACAUCAUUUCGAUAAGAAAGUGUUACCAUAGGCCUGCAUUUAAUAUGGAUCAAUUUUUAAGAGCAUCAGAUCUUACAAAGGAAAAUAUGGAAAUUGAAAAUGUUCGAAAAAAUACGAAAGAAACUUCAAAGAUAUAAGACUUCCUCAAAUUUGACGAAUUGAUCCUUUAAAAAUUUAACACAACAGUUUAUUUGUAUUGAAAUUAUAAUGAGGAAUUUUCUGACCAGAAUUUUCCAUUUACUGUGAACUGUAUACAACCUUUCUAUCAGAUUAAGGUGAGAAAAAGUCUGAAAAAUUGUUUUUGACCAACCACAACUUAUCUGCCUGAUUCUUCAAAGAUGCUCAGAGAUUACUAGUAUUUUAUAUUCAUGUUAUUAUAGUAUUUGCAAUAUUUUAAUUGAGAUGAAAUAUUGUUUUAUUUAGUCAUGUCUACUUGGUUUUUUUUUUACUUUAAAGUGUAUCUUAUUUUUUUUUAUUUAAAUGUAUUUUUAUUCUUUACAGUACUUUUAAGUUCAAAAAUCAUUGAGAGUAUUUAUUGAAGAUUGUCAGUUCAACUAUUUUAAAACCCUUUUAGGGUCUGCUGCAUACAAAUAAGACUAUUAAAAAGUGUUUGAUGAUACCCUCACUCCAAAAUAGGAGGGGGUGGUGUUCUGUUAACUUCUGUAUGUCUGUUGGGCUCAUGAAAUUUUGUUGCAUUUCCUCAGGAAAUACAAAUCCUAGCUUCCUGAAAUUUGUUAUCAGUCUCCAUGUAUACAUGCUUUACCUUGUAAUGCUGUUUCAGAAUCAUUGAUUCCCAACUGUCUGUUAACCAAAUACUUAUAUAUUAGAACACAUAAUGGCCAAGUAUGAAAUUUUGAUUGAAUUUUGUAGGGAACUACAAAUAAGAGCUUACUGAAAUUUGUUGAUCGGCUUCAUGUGAACAUGCUUUACCAAUGAUAUGUUUUCAGAUUCAUCGCUCAUUAACUCCAUGUUUACUGAAUUCUUAAAGUGUGGGUAUCAUUAGUGAGCAGUAGCUGGUAUCAAGCUGGUAUCAUUAGUGAGCAGUAGCUCACAGUUUUAUUUGUUACUGUUUGUUAUGGAUAUGCAUGAAGUAUUGUUACUGACCCUUAUUGAAACAAUUAAUCUAUUAAACUUAUUCAUGUGUCAUGUUUUUUAAGCCCUAAUGAAAAAUAUGGAAAUUGUAAAUAGGAAUAUGAUGGUAUCUGAAAGGAUUCAUAAAUUGAAAGUGAAGAUAAACUAUUUUUAGUAUAUAAGUUUAAAUGGAGAUAUCAUAGUUUUAGUAUGACAUUGUAAUCGAAACGAUUUAGUUUUAGCAUUUGUUAGUGAUAAACUGUUAUUGAGAAAAGUGUUUUUGUUAUACAAUAAAUAUUUUUACUACA